Messenger RNA from Ruditapes philippinarum (Manila clam), 1230 nucleotides. RefSeq lists its product as uncharacterized. The record is from RefSeq and is a predicted model, not a curated record. The transcript is spliced from 7 exons. Bases 112 to 1158 code for a protein of 348 amino acids. NCBI's taxonomy places the organism in Eukaryota, Metazoa, Mollusca, Bivalvia, Venerida, Veneridae.
AGCUUUGUUCACUCUGGGCGAGAAUAUAAAUACAAUUCGAUACUUUAACAUAUUAUUUGGUUUUAAGAGUUAUUUGUGACAUAUCAGAAAUACGCCUUCAAUUUCACUAAAAUGUUGAAGGUUAUUGUGUUUGUUUUGAUGAUUGUCAUCCUGUCAGGGACCCGUACGGAAGCACAGGCACGGCCUUUGGGUGAAUCAGAAAUAAAAGAAUUUACCAUCAAAUUCCGUCAAGGAUUGCUGGGAAUGAUCGCUCUAAAUCUAGACAUCACUGUGAAUAUGACUGAAGAAUUAAAAGAAUUGAUAGAUGAUUGUAAACCUGCCAUGGAGUCAUUGACCGCCGAAUGCAAGGCUUGUACUCAGGCACAAUGCCAACGAUCUCCUACGUUCUUGGAUUACCUAGAGCUCGCAAAUCCGUACAAUUACCUCGAAGGACCGCUUGACAGCAUCGGAAAUAGACUGGAAACUGCUGGAGAACUUCUAAAAGAGGAUGCUGUUGGAUUUUAUAACGCACUAAAUGAUCUUGGGGGACAUUUGAAAGAUUUUCCAGAUUUUGCAAAGGGUAUUUUUGACAAAUUGCAUGAAGAUCUGGCGAAGUUGAAGGACAAACUAGAAGAUUUUGGAAUCUUCAUAAAAGAUGCAACAGAAGGACUUUUCGAUCUUUUCAAAGACCUGUUGCCUUUCAAAAGGCGAAAGCGUUCUUUAAUGAAUCUGCGCGAACUCCUUGGCGCUGAAGUUCUUCUGCGCAAGUUAAUUGACCGGAAGUUGGAUCAGCGUUCAAACGAUGAUGCCGAGAUAAGAGCGUGCAUGGAGAAAUGUCCGCCCUGUGAGAAGUUGCUGCUGCCUACCCAACAAGACAUUAUUGCAGCAGUAUGUGGCAGUGACGUAAUCACGAAAAACGAAACCAUACAGAAUAAUCUCUUGAAGAUUCAAACCGCCUACAACUACACAUUGGACGAGGUGUACCCAAUCGUCAAAGAGGUUGUUUUAGAUUUGUCUUCCCUAACUGCUGACUUCAAGGUUUCACUGGUCACAAUUACUGCCUACAGUGCCGAGGAAUACCGCACCUACAACACUGAUGUUGAAUUUCCAUUGUUCAACAUGGCACUGGGUGCCAAGAGAAUGGGGGUGGAGUAUUGGUACGAGAAAGUCGUUGUAUAAAUGCAGAUGGCAAGAAUACGUCAUCAAAGUACAGCGUCCCGGAAUUAAAUCAUAGUUGGACGUUAAUUUGAA